Molecule: messenger RNA, 996 nt
Organism: Abrus precatorius (Indian licorice)
Lineage: Eukaryota; Viridiplantae; Streptophyta; Magnoliopsida; Fabales; Fabaceae
Exons: 1
Coding region: 1-996 (331 amino acids)
Molecular function (GO): zinc ion binding; nucleic acid binding
Source: RefSeq, a predicted model, not a curated record
AUGUCUGGUAUUGGUAAAGGUAGAGGAGCUAGAGGCACCAAUGACCUCAUGGAACGCAUGGCUCAGAUUCUAGAAGCCAUGGUGCAUAAUCAAGGUGGAAAGUUGGUUAAGUAUCAAGGGUUGUCUGCCUUCACUAGGCAUGAUCCUCCAAGGUUUGAGGGUGGAUUCAAUCCCGAAGGAGCCCAAAGAUGGGUGGCUGAUGUGGAGAAGAUCUUCAAUGCUAUAGGGUGCCGUAAGGAGAACAAGGUUGCUUAUGCCACCUAUUUGCUGUGUGGGGAGGCUGAGGACUGGUGGAGGUUUGCCAGACAGACCUUGCCACAAGAAGAUGGUUAUAUUCAGUGGGAAAUGUUCAAGACCAUCUUCUUAGGGAACUACUUUCCUCGGGACCUAAGGAAGCAGAAAGCUAGGGAGUUCCUUGAACUGAAACAAGGAAACAUAACUGUAGGAGAGUAUGCUGCUAAGUUCCAAGAGUUGAUGAAGUACUGGCCUCAUUAUCAGCAUGAUGAUGGAGAGGAGAAUUUGUGUGCUCAGUUUAAGCAUGGAUUGAGGCCAUACAUCCGAGCUGCAGUCAGUGUAUUUCAACUGACGGACUUGCCCACUCUAGUGAGUAAGAGCAGAAUCUUUGAAGCCAACUCAAGGGGGAAGACAGUGGACCCUAGGGGAGUUGGUCCAAUAAGGCAAGAUAGGAGACCCCCUAGGUUCUCAAGGGGACUGUAUUCGGGUUCAAAUAGCUCUCAGUCUCGAGGGAGUUCAUCUCAAGAGAAGAGCAGUGGGAGUGGUUCAGGAUCAAGUUCUUCCAGAGGGUCGCUCAAGUGCUUCAAGUGUGGAGGGCCACACAUGGUGAGCGACUGCCCACAGCUAAGGAUAACUUGUAGCAAUUGUGGGAAGUCAGGGCACGUUGCCAACGAGUGCUGGACCGCCAAGAGGGGAGGCAGUACAAGUACAGCUCAGAGGCCAGAAUCAAGAUACAGGGCAGAAGCUGAGCAUUCCUGGUAG